AUGGCCGCCUUUGAGCUGGGUGGCUGCUUAGUGAGUUGCCGAGUUGCUGCAGCAUGCACCUUGCCGUGCGAGCAAGGGCGCCAGCCAGAGAUCAAGAUAACAAACGACCCGCCUGACUGGAGCAGCCUAAAAAUAGGCGAAUAUGGGAAGGAAAACGUCUUCCCGUCCAAGAUUUACCAGCUGCAGCCGAUGAUGGGGUCAGCAGCACGGCGACUUCGACAGGCAGGCUAUACGCCAGCCGGCCAUCAGCAUGUCGUCAGCGGAACAGAGAUUUUAAUUUGUUCGUCCGAUUCAGGUGGACAUUUAUUGGGUAGCUUUGCUAUUAUUACUCCGUACAUUAGUACGCCGAAGAAGCGGUUGGGGCGGCUGGGAGGCGAGCCGUUGACCAGCGAUACACAUACGGAGUGUGUCUGA
Nannizzia gypsea CBS 118893 is the source of this 414-nucleotide messenger RNA. RefSeq lists its product as hypothetical. Bases 1 to 414 code for a protein of 137 amino acids. The record is from RefSeq and is a predicted model, not a curated record. NCBI's taxonomy places the organism in Eukaryota, Fungi, Ascomycota, Eurotiomycetes, Onygenales, Arthrodermataceae. The transcript is spliced from 5 exons.